This is a messenger RNA of Mytilinidion resinicola, 1860 nucleotides long. RefSeq names its product general substrate transporter. Lineage: Eukaryota; Fungi; Ascomycota; Dothideomycetes; Mytilinidiales; Mytilinidiaceae. The record is from RefSeq and is a predicted model, not a curated record. Gene Ontology annotation, cellular component: membrane. The coding region runs from base 68 to 1627 and encodes 519 amino acids. Gene Ontology annotation, molecular function: carbohydrate:proton symporter activity. Gene Ontology annotation, biological process: carbohydrate transport; transmembrane transport. The transcript has 2 exons.
CGUCUCUGUUCCCUUGCUAUUCUGGCGGCAUUUUCCUGCGUUCCUAGACUUUUGUCUGCUUCCAAUCAUGUCCUUUAUCACCACUCGCUUGAAGUCCUUGUACAAUGACAAGACACAGCAGGUGGUGCUGUUCUCGUCGACCGCCAUUGCCCUGUAUGGCUACGACCAGGGAAUGAUGUCCUUGAUCAACACAAACCACAAUUACCUCCACACCAUGGGCAUCGCCGCCGAAUCACCAAUCGUCGGUAUUAUCGUCUCUGUCUACUAUCUCGGCUGCGCCGUGGGGGCCGUCUUCUUCUCCUGGUGGGCCGACAAGUUCGGCCGUAAGAAGGCCAUCUUCUUCUGCCUUGCAACGGCUUCACUCGGGAACUUGAUCAUGUUCAUCGCUGGCUUGGGAUACAGCCCUGGGGCGCGCUCCGUCAUGCUCCUUGGAAGAGUCGUUAUGGGUCUCGGCGUUGGCGGAGUGGACUCUGUGAUUCCCAUCUACAGCUCUGAGUUGACUGAAACUGAAGCUCGGGGCAAAGCACUGGCGCAGGAGUUCCAAUCUAACAUCUUCGGGUUGCUGAUGGCGUUCGGGAUCAACAUCGGCGUCACCAGGGGCCUCGGCAAGGGGAACCAGUGGGCAUGGAGGCUCCCUAUUAUAAUUAUGCAGGUGUAUCCGAUUAUACUCCUCUCUUUUGUUCACCGACUACCAGAAUCGGCUAGAUGGUUUGUUAGAAAAAACAGGAAAGAAGACGCCAAAAAAGCUUUGCAAGACGUGUUUGGGGAGGAAGGUCAGAAUAGAUACGACGAACUCAUCGGGAUCAGCGAGGACGAAGAAGGCCAUCACGUCAGCUACCUGGAAAUGAUGACUCCUGGUCAGCCUCAAUUCCACCCUACGAUGGUCACAAUCAUGGGGCAGAUCAACCAAGCUUUGACUGGUUAUGGAGCUGUAUCAGUUUACGGGCCCCAGAUAUUCGAGCUUCUCUCCUUUUCGCCCAUCCUGGCCGAGUACCUGACUCUGGGAAACUACACCAGCUACUUCUUCCUCAUGUCCCUCGCCUGGCUCCUCAUCGAUGCUCUUGGCCGGCGGAGGCUCCUAGUCGAAAGCAGCGGGAUACUCACAACCUGCUUCCUCCUCUUAACCCUGUUUGCCGCUCUCACAUCUCACAGCGACCAGCUCCACAUCCUAGUCCUCGGUCCCGCCAUCGCAGGGACCCUCUCCCUCUUCGUCGCAACCGGCGCCUUCGGAAUCGGCUGGCUCACCACCGUCUGGCUGAUCCCAACGGAGAUCUAUCCUACCUACGCCCGCGCCCGCGGCACGGCCAUCAGCGUAAUAGUGUGGGGAAUCGCCAAUUUUGGGAUCACGCUGCUCACGCCUAUCAUGUUCAACAACCUCAAGUACUACAUCUUCCUCGUAUUUGCGGCUACCAAUGCGAUUGCUGGGACGUGGACGUACUUUUACCUACCCGAGACUGGCGGGCGCAGCUUUGAGGAGAACCAAGAGUUCUUUGUGGACGCUAAGGAGGUAGGCUCGUGGCAAGUUAGGAAGGUGAAAGGGGGUGCUUAUAAGAGGAUGCCGUACAAGGAUGAGGCGGACGCGGAGAGGGUGCCGUUAUUGCAUAGGAUUGAGGACCAACUGCCCUAAAUGGCGUUUAGCGGGUUCUUUUCUUUCGUACACGAGAUCUGCGACUGUGGUGAGUAGGUUGCACGAUGAUUCCCUAGAUUUACGCUGCUAUAGACGGGAGGCGUCUCUUGGAUGUGCAUCUUGUUGUUGUAUUAUAGCGGUCGUAUUUGUCUGAUUCUUGCGGUGGCAACUAUUACAUCCUGCCUAAAGCUUUGGAUUUUCAUGAGAGCACACCAGACAGUGACAUGACUAGA